AUGACGGUCGACAAGGGCAUUCAGCAGAGCCCCCACAGCACAGUCAUUCCAACAAUUACUCUCACGACGCCAGAGGGCGCACAGCUGGCGUGCCCCGUCCCCUCCGGCAGCCGUGACAAGAAGACGCUCAAUCGCCGCCCCUCGCUCUCCGCGUCCCAGCGAGAGGGCCUCCUGUGCGUGCCGUCGCGGGGCACGACACGGCGCGACAGGAUGAGGACGGACUUGUGCGACGAGUGCACGGCCUAUCGGUGCCAGAAACACCAGCGUCGCGCCGCGUCUGGCCCCGACCUUGACGCCAUCAAGACCAUGACCGAGACGCGGACGAAGGACGAGGCCGAAGGCCGCAGGGUCGUCACAGGCGCGGCGCGUGCCAGUUCGGGGCCGGCAUGGUUGAGGAUGGGGGCGCGAGUUGCGCCGAGGGGACUCGAGGGCAGAAGGAUUCGCAUCAAUGGGCUGUGGUACUAUGAGAAUGUCGCGCGUGCCGCGUAG
This is a messenger RNA of Verticillium alfalfae VaMs.102, 489 nucleotides long. RefSeq lists its product with no specific name. The transcript has a single exon. The record is from RefSeq and is a predicted model, not a curated record. NCBI's taxonomy places the organism in Eukaryota, Fungi, Ascomycota, Sordariomycetes, Glomerellales, Plectosphaerellaceae. Bases 1 to 489 code for a protein of 162 amino acids.